Trifolium pratense (red clover) is the source of this 1593-nucleotide messenger RNA. Its product is annotated as WD-40 repeat-containing protein MSI3-like. Lineage: Eukaryota; Viridiplantae; Streptophyta; Magnoliopsida; Fabales; Fabaceae. Bases 161 to 1378 code for a protein of 405 amino acids. Gene Ontology annotation, biological process: regulation of gene expression. Gene Ontology annotation, cellular component: nucleus. The record is from RefSeq and is a predicted model, not a curated record. The transcript is spliced from 6 exons. Gene Ontology annotation, molecular function: histone binding.
AUCGGUGUAGGUAGUAAUAGAAAAUAAAUAUAGCAGAAGCCCAACCCAGCCCAAUCUUGCAAAACCGCGCUUUUUCUUUCCACUAUAAAAGCUAUGUUUCAUUUCUCUCUCGAGUCACAUUGGCGCGAACGAGGGCACAGAACUUUUGAGCAAAACAAAAAUGGCGGAAGAAUACGAAACCGAGAACGAAGCUGAGGUUGAAGAAGAAUUCUCGGUUUGGAAGAGAAACACUCCUCUUUUGUACGAUCUCUUCAUUUCUCAUCCUCUCGCAUGGCCUUCACUCACUGUUCAAUGGCUCCCUUCAUCUCCUCAACCUCACUCUCACCCUUCCUUUAACACCCACAAACUCCUCCUCGCCACUCAUACUUCCAAUGAAGAACCUAACUACCUCAUGCUCGCUGAAUCAUCACUCCCCGUUAACACAUCUCAACCGAUUGUCUUUGAUGAUCCUCAAAACCCUAUUCUUCCUAAGGUGGAGAUUACGCAAAGGGUUCUUGUUGAUGGGGAGGUGAAUAGGGCACGUUCUAUGCCGCAGAAUGAUAGUAUCGUUGCUGCUAAGACUUGUAAUUCUGAGGUUUAUGUGUUUGAUUUUACGAAGAGUCGUGGAGAUGGUUGUGAUCCUGAUUUUAGGUUGAAGGGUCAUGAUAAAGAAGGUUAUGGGUUGUCUUGGAGCACUUUUAAGAAUGGGUAUCUUUUGAGUGGUUCUAAUGACAAUAAGAUUUGCUUGUGGGAUGUGUUUGGUGCAUCUGAAAAAAAGGUGCUUGAUGCUGUUCAUGUUUAUGAGGGCCAUGAAAGUAAUGUUGAAGAUGUGUCUUGGCAUCUGAAUAAUGAGAAUUUAUUUGGGUCUGGUGGAGAUGACUGCAAAUUGAUAAUUUGGGACUUGCGGACAAACAAAGCCCAACAUUCACUAAAACCCCAUGAAAGAGAGGUGAACUUUGUUUCUUUCAAUCCGUAUAACGAAUGGAUUUUGGCUACAGCAUCUUCAGACACCACCAUUGGUCUCUUUGAUAUACGGAAGCUUGAGGCACCACUGCAUUUUUUAAGUAGCCACUCAGAUGAGGUAUUCCAGGUAGAAUGGGAUCCUAACCACGAAGGACUAUUGGCAUCAUCUAGUGCUGACAGAAGGCUGAUGGUUUGGGACCUUAACAGGAUUGGGGAUGAGGUGAUCGAGGGAGAUGAUGAGGGUCCUCCUGAACUACUCUUCUCUCACGGGGGUCACAAAGGAAAAAUAUCAGAUUUUUCAUGGAACCAAAACCAGCCAUGGGUAAUCUCAAGUGUAGCUGAGGACAAUUCUUUCCAUGUCUGGCAAAUGGCAGAAAGCAUUUACAAUGAUGGUGAUGAUGAUGACAUUUGGAUGGGCAAUACCAACACUAACUAGAAGAAGGCUCAAAGGCAGAUGCUUUGUUGUUCUGUUUGUAUGAUUUUAGACCAUUUUAUCUGUACCAGUUUUUUGUUGUGUGGAAGUAUCGUGAUUGUUUAAACAAUGAUGGCAUCAUAGUAUCAUCCUCAGGAGCUUUCAUAAGCAGAACAGAUGUAUCAAACUUAUAAUAUUCUUGGUUUAGUAGCAAUCUAAAGUAACAUAGUUGGGGAUAA